Episyrphus balteatus (marmalade hoverfly) is the source of this 2203-nucleotide messenger RNA. Its product is annotated as serine/threonine-protein kinase RIO3. Gene Ontology annotation, biological process: protein phosphorylation; maturation of SSU-rRNA. Gene Ontology annotation, cellular component: cytosol; preribosome, small subunit precursor. Bases 205 to 2103 code for a protein of 632 amino acids. The transcript has 2 exons. Gene Ontology annotation, molecular function: protein serine/threonine kinase activity; ATP binding. Lineage: Eukaryota; Metazoa; Arthropoda; Insecta; Diptera; Syrphidae. The record is from RefSeq and is a predicted model, not a curated record.
ACAGAAAAAUAAAAUAAAAGAUAUAGGUAUAAAAGCAGAAAAACUUUUUGAUACUCUUCUUUCACCAAUAAAAAACUAACUUUAUUUUAAUUGGAACGUAAUAUUUUUUUCAAAAAUAUAUUACGUACAAAAUUGUGAUAUUAAUUAAGAAUAAUUCUAUUAAGUAAGUGUAAAUUUAUAAAUUUUAACCAAAACACAAAAAAAAUGUCUUCACCAUGGGGUAAAGUUGAAAACGUGCAAAGCAUGAAUUUCGCUGAAAUCAUGUCCGAAGAAUAUGCACGUGAAAUGCAUAAUAAAGAAAUCAAAAAGAAUGAACAAUUGCUUCUUGAUCGAUUAAAGAAUGCUACAAAAAUUAAAGAAAAAGAACUUUCUUUAGAUAGCAAAGAAGAACCACCACAACAAGAUUCGUUGUGGGAAGAUAACUGUGAAGCAUCAGGAAGCUCUACGAAUGGAUCAUAUGCACAAGCAUUAAAGAUUCCUACUGACAUUGACAAAAACACCGACUCGAACGCAAAAGACAAUGACGAAGAAUGGGAAGAUUGCUCUGAAUUGCUUGAAAAACCCAAAUCACCCGAAUCAGCCUUACCCAAAGCUGAACCAAUUCCAGAAUUCAUUCUGGACGUCUUGCGUAAAGAUGCUGGUGACAUGGGUUGCGAUUCAGAUGCACUAAUUGCACAAAUGAUGCAAUCCCAAUACGACCAUGAAUACAACGAAGAAGUCAAGCGAAUUGAAAAGAAACGCAAUCGCGAUUCCAAGGUAUCAAUAUCCUUGGACAAUUACAUGCGCGAUGGUGAUUUAGAAUUCUUAACCGAAGAAGAGCAAUAUGAAGUUGGUGAAAAACGAGAUUGGGAUCGUUUCGAAACCAACGAGAAGCUCUUCGAGACAAUCCCGAAAUGGGGAUUUAAGAUUGGCGAAGAUGGUGAAAAGAUUACCAAACACGAUGACAAUAUUUGCAGUGUUCGUAAUGCCUGCAGGGUAAUGUCAUUCCCACCGGAAUUCCCCACGGGUGAUGCAGCGGCAUUUGAUAUGAAAUUGUCGAAUCAGGUCUUUAAUCAGUUGAGAACUUAUUCGAGUAAAAAGAAUAAGAAAUCAAAGAUGCAAGAUCGUAAAGAGAAUGUUGCAACUGCUGAGAUGGGAGUCGAUGCACCAACUCGUUUGUUGCUUUACAAAUUGAUUAAUAAUCAAAUAUUAGAGCAAGUUAAUGGAAUUGUAUCGACUGGAAAGGAAGCAGUCAUUUUGCAUGGCUCCCCUGAUCCAAAUUAUGUGGGAGAUUUAAUUCUUCCAAAAGAAUGCGCUAUUAAAAUCUUUAAAACCACUUUGAAUGAGUUUAAGCAGCGGGAUCGUUACAUUAAAGAUGACUAUCGUUUUAAGGACCGCUUUAGUAAACAAAAUAACCGAGUUAUUAUAAAUAUGUGGGCGGAGAAGGAAAUGCAUAAUAUGAUGAGAAUGCGUGAUGCUGGGAUUAAUUGUCCUGAUGUUGUUACUCUUAAGAAACAUGUUCUAGUCAUGUCAUUUAUUGGAGACAAUCAUAAUGCAGCUCCAAAGCUUAAAGAUGCUCGUCUUAGCGAAGCUGAAUUGAGUCUUGCCUAUGAGGAGAUUAUUGAAAUGAUGCACAGGCUUCAUAAUGUUGCCAAGUUGGUUCAUGCUGAUUUGUCUGAGUACAAUAUUCUUUGGCAUGAUGGAAAAUGUUGGUUUAUUGAUGUUGCUCAAUCUGUUGAGCCGGAACAUCCGAGUGCAUUGGAGUUUCUAAUGCGUGAUUGUGGAAAUAUUGUAACUUUCUUUAAAAAACGUGGACUGCCAAAUGUUUAUACACGAGAAAAACUAUUUGAGUAUAUUACCUCGCUGGAUGCUGCCAAACAUAAUGCUGCCAUGUUGGAAAGAAUUCAUACUCGUGGGGCGUCUAUUAAAGAAGCAACUGCUCCAAAUCAAGAAGAAGUUCCAGAUGAAUUUAAACCAUUGGCAUAUCCAUUUGAAACAGCUUGGGAGAAAUCAUUGGAAGAUAAAAGACUUGCAAAAGAAGUUGAAGUAACAGAUGCAUUGAAAGUACUCAGUGUUAAGGAUGGUGGAGAAGAGAUUUAUGUUGCAGCUGAUUCAAAAAUUUAGUUACAAAAUUCAUUUUUUUUUUAUUGAAAUUUAUCAAAAAAAGACUACUAAAAAUAAACUUUGACGGAAUUAAAGUCAAUUUAUUUAAUUGUUCAACAAA